AUGACGGGAAUCAUCGGCGGGCCUCUUUCCAUCUUCCGCAAGUCAGACACUCACAAGCCACUCCACGCUCGAUGGGGUGAUGUUUCUAUCUCCGUGCCUACAGAUGGAUCAUGGAGCCAAUACAACAACCCCCAUCGACCAAUCAAGGGGAGAUCGGCCUACGGGCCCGGUUAUGUUCCUGAUAACUCUCCAGACCAGACGACUCAUCCGCUGAGAGAGGCAGACGAUCAUGACGACGCCAGAAGUGUCUUCAGUACGGCAUCAGCAAGUUCUCAACGAAGCUCUCUCGGCUCGAUGCUACGGGGUCGUCCUUCGGUUCGCUUGACCUCGCGCCCCAAAAAUCUCAAAAGCGAAUCCCAUGGUCGUCUAGAAAGAGACCCUCAGCAUUCCGAGAAAAAGCAUAUGGAUUUUGCGUAUCGACCCAUCCAGCACGACUACCCUUCUGAGGUGGUUGAAAACUCCAAGCAACCCAACAAUCGCUUUAGCUACGUCCGCACGAGUGGGCUUUAUCCUCAAGCUUCAGAAUCUAUAUCUCGCAGCCAAUCUGUUAGCUCUCGCCGCAGUUCUUGCUCACGCGAUCGCUCAUACGCGAAGUCUUGCGAUGGAACAGCCCGUGCUCGUGAUCACGACUCUACUCCAGGUGUUCGAAUCAGCACAUAUGAGCGCCCUGAUUCUGGAUAUAUCUCUGAUCGCUCACAGCAGCUAUCCUCUCGCCGGAGGAUAUCGCCUCUUAUUCCGGUCGAUCGGCAAAGCGGCCCUUGUUCAAAUCCUCAGAUCAUGGCGAUGGUCCCUAACCCUGACGAGCUUUAUGGGUGA
Molecule: messenger RNA, 816 nt
Organism: Penicillium soppii
Lineage: Eukaryota; Fungi; Ascomycota; Eurotiomycetes; Eurotiales; Aspergillaceae
Exons: 1
Coding region: 1-816 (271 amino acids)
Source: RefSeq, a predicted model, not a curated record